GCCAGCCGCCGCUGCUGCCUUGAUGGGCUCCGCGGCCCGAGCGCCUCUUUUCGGGAUUAAAAGCGCCGCCAGCUCCCGCCGCCGCCGCCGCCGCCAGCAGCGCCGCUGCAGCCGCCGCCGCCGGAGAAGCAACCGCGUCCGAUCCGUACUGGGUGCAAUGAGAGCUCCACGCGGGCCUCGCCAUGGAAGGCUGUGACUCGCCCGUCGUCUCGGGGAAGGACAAUGGGUGCGGGCUCCCUCAGCACCAGCAAUGGACUGAACUCAACAGCACCCACCUCCCCGACCAGCCUGGUAGCAUGGAGCCGCCCGCCAGCGAGAGCCACGGGCCCCUGGACGGGCUGAGGCCCCCCUUCAAUGAACGUCUGGCGGAGAGCCCCACCCCGCCCGGGGCCCCCACGGCCGCCGCCGCUGCCGCCGCCGCCGCUGCAGCCCCCGAGCCGCUGCCGGCAGCUGCCCCCGAGGUCAGCUGCAAUGAGUGCGCAGCCUCCUUCGCCAGCCUGCAGAGCUACAUGGAGCACCACUGCCCGAGCGCGCGCCCCCCGCGGCCCCUGCUCCAGGACAGCGCGAGCGACAGCAGCGAGGAGGGCGAGGAGGAGAGCGACGUGGAGAACCUGGCUGGGGAGAUAGUCUACCAGCCGGACGGCUCUGCCUACAUUGUCGAGAGCCUGGGCCAGCUGGCCCAGAGCGGGGGGCCCGGCGGCGGGGGCGGCCCCGGGGGCGGCAGCGGGGCCCUCCCUUCGCUCUUCCUGAACUCCCUGUCGGGGGCGGCCGGGGACCCUGCGUGCGCGGCGGCGGGGGCGGCGCCCGCCUACCCCCAGAUCAUCAAUACGUUCCACAUAGCCUCAUCCUUCGGGAAAUGGUUUGAGGGCCCAGACCCGGCGUUCCCGAAUACCUCAGCCCUGGCGGGGCUCAGCCCCGUCCUGCACAGCUUCCGCGUCUUCGACGUGCGUCACAAAAGCCACCAGGAUUACCUGAACAGCGACGGCUCCGCCAAGAGCUCCUGCGUAUCCAAAGAUGUCCCCGACAAUGUGGACCUGUCCAAGUUCGACGGCUUCGUGCUCUACGGCAAGCGGAAGCCCAUCCUCAUGUGCUUCCUGUGCAAGCUCUCCUUCGGCUACGUGCGCUCCUUCGUCACCCACGCCGUGCACGACCACCGCAUGACGCUGAGCGAGGACGAGCGCAAGAUCCUGGGCCACAAGAACAUCUCCGCCAUCAUCCAGGGCAUCGGCAAGGACAAGGAGCCCCUCGUCAGCUUCCUGGAACCAAAAAGCAAAAACUUUCCGCACUCUCUCGUCCCCACUGCUAACCUCAUGGGCCCCGGACACAGUUUCUACGGGAAAUUCAGCGGCAUUCGGAUGGAGGGGGAGGAGGCGCUCCCCGCUGGUCCCCCCAGUGCCGCCGCGGCCAGUGCCACGGCCAGCGCCGGCCCCGAGCAGCCCCAGCCCGGCCUCCUGACUCCCAGCACCCUCCUGAACCUGGGCGGGCUCACCAGCUCGGUCCUGAAGACCCCCAUUACCUCAGUCCCUCUGGGGCCCCUGGCCUCCAGCCCUACCAAAUCCUCAGAGGGCAAGGACUCGGGGGCGGCCGACGGCGAGAAGCAAGACGGGGCCGAUCCCGACGGCUUCUCGGAGAAGGCAGAGCCCGCUGAGGAGGAGGUGGAGGAGGAGGAAGAGGAGGAGGAGGAUGAGGAGGUGGAGGAGGAGGAGGAGAUGGAGGAGGAGGAGGAAGAGGAGGAGGAGGAGGACGAGGGUUGCAAAGGACUCUUUGCCAGCGAGUUGCAGGGCGAGCUGGACGACAGGCCCCCCGGGGAGUCGGGGGUCGCGGCGGCAGGUAGUGGCAGCAAAAAGGACCUUGCUCUCUCAAACCAAAGCAUUUCUCACUCCCCCUUAAUGCCUAACGUGCUCCAGACCCUGUCGAGGGGCACGGCUUCUACUAGUUCUAAUUCCGCUUCUUCCUUUGUUGUCUUCGAUGGUGCGAACAGGAGGAAUCGUUUAAGCUUUAACAGUGAGGGCCUCAGGCCCGGGGUGGCAGAGGGCGGCCGGAGGCUGGACUUCGCCGACGAAAGUGCCAAUAAGGACAGUGCCGCAGCGCCGGAACCAAAUGAAAGCACAGAGGGCGACGACGGGGGCUUCGUGCCCCACCCCCCGCACGCCGGCUCCCUGUGCGAGCUGGGGGUGGGGGGCGAGUGCCCGGCGGGCAGCGGCGUCGAGUGCCCCAAGUGCGACACGGUCCUGGGCUCGUCGCGCUCGCUGGGCGGCCACAUGACCAUGAUGCACUCCCGCAACUCGUGCAAGACCCUCAAGUGCCCCAAGUGCAACUGGCACUACAAGUACCAGCAGACGCUGGAGGCGCACAUGAAGGAGAAGCACCCGGAGCCCGGCGGCUCCUGUGUCUACUGCAAGAGCGGGCAGCCGCACCCGCGGCUGGCGCGGGGUGAGAGCUACACGUGUGGUUACAAGCCUUUCCGCUGCGAGGUGUGUAACUACUCCACGACGACCAAAGGCAACCUGAGCAUCCACAUGCAGUCCGACAAGCACCUCAACAACAUGCAGAACCUGCAGAACGGCGGCGGCGAGCAGGUCUUCAGCCACUCGGCGGCCGGGGCGGCGGCGGCGGCGGCGGCCGCGGCGGCGGCGGCCGCCAACAUGGGCAGCUCCUGCAGCGCCCCCUCGCCCACCAAACCCAAAACCAAACCCACGUGGCGCUGCGAGGUGUGCGACUACGAGACCAACGUGGCGCGCAACCUGCGCAUCCACAUGACGAGCGAGAAGCACAUGCACAACAUGAUGCUGUUGCAGCAGAACAUGAGCCAGAUGCAGCACGGCCGCCACCUGGGCCUGGGCAGCCUGCCCGCGCCCGCCGAGGCCGAGCUCUACCAGUACUACCUGGCCCAGAACAUGAGCCUGCCCAACCUGAAGAUGGACAGCGCCUCCUCCGACGCCCCGUUCGUGAUGAGCGGCUUCCAGCUGGACCCCGCCGGGCCCAUGGCCGCCAUGACGCCCGCUCUAGUGGGCGGUGAGAUCCCCCUCGACAUGCGGCUCGGGGGCGGCCAGCUGGUGUCCGAGGAGCUGAUGAACCUGGGCGAGAGCUUCAUCCAGACCAACGACCCGUCGCUGAAGCUCUUCCAGUGCGCCGUGUGCAACCGCUUCACCACGGACAACCUGGACCUGCUGGGGCUGCACAUGAGCGCCGAGCGCGGGCUGCCCGAGGACGAGUGGAAGGCCGUGCUGGGGGACUCGUACCAGUGCAAGCUGUGCCGAUACAACACCCAGCUCAAGGCCAACUUCCAGCUGCACUGCAAGACCGACAAGCACGUGCAGAAGUUCCAGCUGGUGGCCCACAUCAAGGAGGGCGGCAAGGCCAACGAGUGGCGGCUCAAGUGUGUGGCCAUCGGCAACCCCGUGCACCUCAAGUGCAACGCCUGCGACUACUACACCAACAGCCUGGAGAAGCUGCGGCUGCACACGGUCAACUCCCGGCACGAGGCCAGCCUGAAGCUGUACAAGCACUUGCAGCAGCACGAGAGUGGCGUGGAGGGCGAGAGCUGCUACUACCACUGUGUCCUGUGCAACUACUCCACCAAGGCCAAGCUCAACCUUAUCCAGCACGUGCGCUCCAUGAAGCACCAGCGCAGCGAGAGCCUGCGCAAGCUGCAGCGGCUGCAGAAGGGCCUGCCCGAGGAGGACGAGGACCUGGGGCAGAUCUUCACCAUCCGCAGGUGCCCCUCCACGGACCCAGAAGAAGCCAUUGAAGAUGUCGAAGGGCCCAGUGAGACGGCAGCUGACCCAGAGGAGCCCACGAAGGACCAAGAGAGCGGGAGCGAGAAGGACCAGAGCAAGUGGAUGGCCUCGUCCAGCCAAGCCGAGAAGGAGCUGACAGAUUCUCCAGCCGCCUCCAAGCGCAUCUCCUUCCCAGGUAGCUCAGAGUCUCCUCUCUCCUCCAAGAGACCAAAAACAUCUGAGGAGACCAAAGCAGAACAGAUGUACCAGUGUCCCUACUGCAAGUACAGCAACGCCGACGUCAACCGGCUCCGGGUGCAUGCCAUGACGCAGCACUCGGUGCAGCCCACGCUCCGCUGCCCCCUGUGCCAGGACAUGCUCAACAACAAGAUCCACCUCCAGCUGCACCUCACCCACCUCCACAGCGUGGCACCCGACUGCGUGGAGAAGCUCAUUAUGACGGUGACCACCCCGGAAAUGGUGAUGCCCAGCAGCAUGUUCCUGCCAGUCGCCGUUCCAGACCGAGAUGGGAAUGCCAGUUUGGAGGAGGCGGGAAAACAGCCCGAGACCUCGGAGGACCUGGCAAAGAACAUCUUACCAUCGGCGAGCACCGAGCACGGUGGGGAUCUGAAACCUUCUCCUGUGGAGCCAGGCUCUGUGAGAGAGGACGCGGGCUUCCUCUGCUGGAAGAAAGGGUGCAACCAGGUCUUCAAAACCUCUGCUGCUCUCCAGACGCACUUCAACGAGGUGCACGCCAAGAGACCUCAGCUGCCCGUGUCCGACCGCCACGUGUACAAGUACCGCUGUAAUCAGUGCAGCUUGGCUUUCAAGACCAUCGAGAAGCUGCAGCUCCACUCUCAGUACCACGUGAUCAGAGCCGCCACCAUGUGCUGCCUCUGCCAGCGCAGUUUCCGAACUUUCCAGGCUCUGAAAAAACACCUCGAGACGAGCCACCUGGAGCUGAGCGAGGCCGACAUCCAGCAGCUUUAUGGUGGCCUGCUCGCCAACGGGGAUCUCCUGGCCAUGGGAGACCCCACCCUGGCGGAGGACCACACCAUAAUUGUUGAGGAAGACAAGGAGGAAGAGAGUGACUUGGAAGACAAACAGAGCCCAACGGGUAGCGACGCUGGGUCGGUCCAGGAAGACUCGGGCUCAGAGCCAAAGAGAGCUUUACCUUUCAGAAAAGGCCCCAACUUUACCAUGGAAAAAUUUCUAGACCCUUCUCGCCCUUACAAGUGUACCGUCUGCAAAGAAUCUUUCACUCAGAAGAACAUCCUUCUCGUGCACUACAAUUCCGUCUCCCACUUGCAUAAGCUGAAGAGAGCCCUUCAGGAAUCGGCCACUGGUCAGCCGGAACCCACCAGCAGCCCCGACAACAAGCCUUUUAAGUGUAACACUUGCAACGUGGCCUACAGCCAGAGCUCCACUCUGGAGAUUCACAUGAGGUCGGUGCUGCACCAAACCAAAGCCCGGGCGGCCAAGCUGGAGGCUGCGAGCGGCAGCAGCAACGGCACCGGGAACAGCGGCAGCGUCUCCCUGAGCUCCUCCACGCCCAGCCCCGUGAGCACCAGCGGCGGCAACACCUUCACCACCGCCAAUCCCAGCAGCGCCGGCCUGGCUGCCAGCUCCGGCUUACUGAGCCAGGCACCCACGGAGACUGGGGGGAUGCCGGCCCUGGGGAACCCCCUCGGCGCCAACAUCUCCUCCCCUUCGGAACCUAAGGAGGCCAACCGGAAGAAGCUGGCGGAUAUGAUUGCAUCGCGGCAGCAGCAGCAGCAGCAGCAGCAGCAACAACAACAACAGCAGCAGCAACAGCAGCAGCAGCAGCAACAGCAGCAGGCGCAGACGCUGGCCCAGGCGCAGGCUCAGGUCCAGGCGCAUCUGCAGCAGGAGCUGCAGCAGCAGGCCGCCCUGAUCCAGUCCCAGCUCUUCAACCCCACGCUCCUCCCCCACUUCCCCAUGACCACGGAGACGCUGCUGCAGCUGCAGCAGCAGCAGCACCUCCUCUUCCCCUUCUACAUCCCCAGCGCCGAGUUCCAGCUGAACCCUGAGGUGAGCCUGCCGGUGACCAGUGGCGCCCUGACGCUGACCGGGACGGGCCCGGGCCUGCUGGAGGACCUGAAGGCGCAAGUGCAGCUCCCGCAGACGAGCCAUCCACAGCUCCUGCAGCAACAGCAGCAGCAGCAGCAGCAGCAGAGCCAGCUGCCACUGCCCCAGGGCCACGCUGCCCUCCUGCAGCCCAGCCCGCACUCCGAGAAGAAGAACAAGCUGAUCCUCAAAGACAAGGACAAGGAGGGCCCGAGAGAGAGGGACGGCACCGACGGCGGCGGGGAAGGUGGCACGGGAGCGAAAGAGUCGCUGCCAGAUGCCUUGAAGGGCAAAGAGAAGAAGGAGCUGGCGGCGGGGGCCGGCGUGGAGGCCACCAUGCUCCCUCCACGCAUCGCUUCAGACGCCAGGGGCAACGCCACCAAGGCCUUGCUGGAGAACUUUGGCUUCGAGCUGGUCAUUCAGUACAAUGAGAACAAGCAGAAGGUCCAGAAGAAGAAUGGGAAGACGGAGCAGGGGGAGAGUCUGGAAAAGCUCGAGUGUGACUCCUGUGGCAAGCUCUUCUCCAACAUCUUGAUUCUGAAGAGUCACCAGGAGCACGUGCAUCAGAACUACUUUCCCUUCAAGCAGCUGGAGAGGUUUGCCAAGCAGUACCGGGAACACUAUGACAAACUGUACCCCCUGAGGCCCCAGACCCCGGAGCCGCCGCCACCGCCUCCCCCGCACCCCCCUCCCCCGCCACUGCCCACAGCACCCCCGCAGCCAGCUUCCACGCCCGCCGUGCCCGCCUCGGCGCCCCCCAUCACCUCGCCCACCAUCGCGCCCGCCCAGCCCUCUGUCCCGCUCACCCAGCUCUCCAUGCCCAUGGAGCUGCCCAUCUUCUCGCCUCUGAUGAUGCAGACGAUGCCGCUGCAGACGCUGCCGGCUCAGCUGCCCCCGCAGCUGGGGCCCGUGGAGCCUCUGCCCGCAGACCUGGCCCAGCUGUACCAGCAUCAGCUCAACCCCAGCCUGCUCCAGCAGCAGAACAAGAGGCCGCGCACCCGGAUCACAGACGACCAGCUCCGUGUCCUGCGGCAGUAUUUUGACAUCAACAACUCCCCCAGCGAAGAGCAGAUCAAAGAGAUGGCGGACAAGUCCGGCCUGCCCCAGAAGGUCAUCAAGCACUGGUUCCGGAACACCCUCUUCAAGGAGCGGCAGCGCAACAAGGACUCCCCGUACAACUUCAGCAACCCUCCCAUCACCAGCCUGGAGGAGCUCAAGAUCGACUCCCGGCCGCCCUCGCCCGAGCCCCAGAAGCAGGAAUACUGGGGCAGCAAGAGAUCGUCGAGAACCAGGUUUACCGACUACCAGCUGAGGGUGCUUCAGGACUUCUUCGACGCCAACGCCUACCCAAAGGAUGACGAAUUUGAGCAACUCUCUAAUUUACUGAACCUGCCGACCCGUGUCAUCGUGGUUUGGUUUCAGAAUGCCCGGCAGAAGGCCAGGAAAAAUUACGAGAACCAGGGAGAGGGCAAAGAUGGGGAGCGGCGUGAGCUCACGAAUGACCGGUACAUCCGCACAAGCAACCUGAACUACCAGUGUAAGAAAUGCAGCCUGGUCUUCCAGCGCAUCUUUGAUCUCAUCAAGCACCAGAAGAAGCUCUGUUACAAGGACGAGGAUGAGGAGGGGCAGGACGACAGCCAGAACGAAGACUCCAUGGAUGCCCUGGAAAUGCUGACGCCCACCAGCUCCUCCUGUAGCACCCCCAUGCCUUCACAGGCUUACAGCGCCCCGGCACCCUCAGCCAACACUGCUUCUUCUGCCUUCUUGCAGCUCACGGCGGAAGCCGAGGAACUGGCCGUCUUCAGUGCAAAAUCCGAGGCGAGCGACGAGAAACCAAAGCAGGCUGACCCUCCCGGUGCACAGCCAACCCAAACCCAAGAAAAGCAAGGCCAACCAAAGGCAGAGCUAGCGCAGCAAGACCAGCCUGAGCAGAAGGCAAACGCGGCUCAGCAGAAGCUUCCCCAGCUGACGUCCCCACCCUCCUUACCGCAGCCACCUCCACAGGCCCCGCCGCCUCAGUGCCCUCUGCCCCAGUCGAGCCCCAGCCCAUCCCAGCUCUCCCACCUCCCCCUCAAGCCCCUCCACACAUCAACGCCUCAGCAGUUGGCCAACCUACCUCCUCAGCUAAUCCCCUACCAGUGUGACCAGUGCAAGCUGGCUUUCCCGUCGUUCGAGCACUGGCAGGAGCAUCAGCAGCUUCACUUCCUGAGUGCGCAGAACCAGUUCAUCCACCCUCAGUUCCUGGACAGGUCCCUGGAUAUGCCUUUCAUGCUCUUUGACCCGAGUAACCCACUGCUGGCAAGCCAGCUGCUCUCUGGGGCCAUACCUCAGAUCCCCGCCAGCGCGGCCACCUCUCCUUCCACGCCCACCUCCACCAUGAACACUCUCAAGAGGAAGCUGGAGGAGAAGGCCAGCGCCAGUCCGGGCGAGAAUGACAGUGGCACAGGAGGAGAGGAACCUCAGAGAGACAAGCGCCUGAGGACGACGAUCACACCGGAGCAGCUGGAGAUUCUCUACCAGAAGUAUCUGCUGGACUCCAACCCAACUCGGAAGAUGCUGGACCACAUUGCGCACGAGGUGGGCUUGAAGAAACGCGUGGUGCAGGUCUGGUUUCAGAACACGCGAGCCCGGGAACGGAAAGGGCAGUUCCGGGCCGUGGGCCCCGCCCAGGCCCACAGGAGAUGCCCCUUUUGCCGAGCGCUCUUCAAAGCCAAGACCGCCCUGGAGGCUCACAUCCGGUCCCGGCACUGGCACGAAGCCAAGAGAGCUGGCUACAACCUCACGCUGUCUGCAAUGCUCCUGGACUGUGACGGGGGACUCCAAAUGAAAGGGGACAUUUUUGAUGGAACUGGCUUUUCUCACCUCCCCCCAAGCAGUAGUGACGGCCAAGGUGUGCCCUUGUCGCCUGUGAGUAAGACCAUGGAGUUGUCCCCCAGAACUCUCCUGAGCCCUUCUUCUAUCAAAGUGGAAGGAAUCGAAGACUUUGAAAGCCCCUCGAUGUCCUCGGUUAAUCUCAACUUUGACCAAACCAAGCUGGACAAUGACGACUGUUCCUCUGUCAACACGGCAAUCACAGACACCACCACAGGAGACGAGGGCAAUGCAGAUAACGACAGUGCAACAGGAAUAGCGACGGAAACCAAAUCCUCUUCUGGGCCCAAUGAAGGCCUGACCAAAGCGGCCAUGAUGGCAAUGUCUGAGUACGAAGAUCGGCUGUCUUCCGGUCUGGUCAGCCCGGCCCCGAGCUUCUACAGCAAGGAAUAUGACAAUGAAGGUACAGUGGACUACAGUGAAACCUCAAGCCUGGCAGACCCCUGCUCCCCGAGUCCCGGGGCAAGUGGGUCGGCGGGUAAAUCUGGAGACAGUGGGGAUCGGCCUGGGCAAAAACGUUUUCGCACUCAAAUGACCAAUCUGCAGCUAAAGGUCCUCAAGUCAUGCUUCAAUGACUACAGGACACCCACCAUGCUAGAGUGUGAGGUCCUGGGCAAUGACAUUGGACUGCCAAAGAGAGUCGUUCAGGUCUGGUUCCAGAAUGCCCGAGCAAAGGAAAAGAAGUCCAAGCUAAGCAUGGCCAAGCAUUUUGGUAUAAACCAAACGAGUUAUGAGGGACCCAAAACAGAGUGCACUUUGUGUGGCAUCAAGUACAGCGCACGGCUGUCUGUACGUGACCAUAUCUUUUCCCAACAGCAUAUCUCCAAAGUUAAAGACACCAUUGGAAGCCAGUUGGACAAGGAAAAAGAAUACUUUGACCCAGCCACUGUACGCCAAUUGAUGGCUCAACAAGAGUUGGACCGGAUUAAAAAGGCCAAUGAGGUCCUCGGACUGGCAGCUCAGCAGCAAGGGAUGUUUGACAACGCCCCCCUUCAGGCUCUUAACCUUCCCACCGCAUACCCAGCGCUCCAGGGCAUUCCUCCCGUGUUGCUCCCUGGCCUCAACAGCCCCUCCUUGCCGGGUUUUACUCCAUCCAACACAGCUUUAACGUCUCCCAAACCGAACUUGAUGGGUCUGCCCAGCACAACAGUACCUUCCCCUGGCCUCCCCACAUCUGGAUUACCAAAUAAACCGUCCUCAGCAGCGCUGAACUCCCCGACCCCAGCACAAGCCACCCUGGCGAUGGCCCCGCAGCAACCCCCCUCAGCCCAGCCGCCCCCCGCGCCGCAGCUCCCGCCGCAGCAGCCGCCGCCACGGAAGGACAAGGACGGCGAGAAGGUAAAGGAAAAGGCACAUAAAGGGAAAGGGGAGCCCCUGCCUCUCCCCAAGAAGGAGAAAGGCGAGGCGCCCCCGGCCGCCGCAGCCACGCUCUCCGCCCCGCUGCCCGCCAUGGAGUACGCGGUGGACCCCGCGCAGCUGCAGGCCCUGCAGGCCGCCUUGACCUCGGACCCCACCGCCUUGCUGACAAGCCAGUUCCUUCCUUACUUUGUACCCGGCUUCUCUCCUUACUACGCCCCCCAGAUCCCCGGCGCCCUGCAGAGCGGGUACCUGCAGCCCAUGUACGGCAUGGAAGGCCUGUUCCCCUACAGCCCUGCGCUGUCGCAGGCCCUGAUGGGGCUGUCCCCCGGCUCGCUCCUGCAGCAGUACCAGCAAUACCAGCAGAGCCUGCAGGAGGCCAUCCAGCAGCAGCAGCAGCGGCAACUGCAGCAGCAGCAGCAGCAGCAGCAGCAGCAGCAGCAGCAGCAGCAGCAGCAGCAGCCGCCCCCCAAAGCGCAGCCGCCGCCGCCGCCGCCGCAGCCCAAAGCAAGCCAAACCCCAGUCCCCCCGGGGGCUGCUUCCCCAGACAAAGACCCUGCCAAAGAAUCCCCCAAACCAGAAGAGCAGAAAAACGCACCCCUUGAGGUGUCCCCCCUCCUGCCGAAACCCCCCGAAGAGCCAGAAGCGGAGAGCAAAAGUGCGGACUCCCUCUACGACCCCUUCAUUGUUCCAAAGGUGCAGUACAAGUUGGUCUGCCGCAAGUGCCAGGCGGGCUUCGGGGACGAGGAGGCGGCCAGGAGCCACCUGAAGUCCCUCUGCUUCUUCGGCCAGUCUGUGGUGAACCUGCAAGAGAUGGUGCUUCAUGUCCCCACGGGCGGCGGCGGUGGCGGCGGCGGCGGCGGCGGCGGCAGCAGCAGCAGCGGCGGCAGCGGGAGCGGCGGGAACGGCGGCGGCGGCGGCGGCGCGAACGGUGGCGGCGGCGCGAACGGCGGCGGCGGCGGCUCGUACCACUGCCUGGCGUGCGAGAGCGCGCUGUGUGGGGAGGAAGCUCUGAGUCAACAUCUCGAGUCGGCCUUGCACAAACACAGAACAAUCACGAGAGCAGCAAGAAACGCCAAAGAGCACCCUAGUUUAUUACCUCACUCUGCCUGCUUCCCCGACCCUAGCACCGCAUCUACCUCGCAGUCUGCCGCGCACUCAAACGACAGCCCCCCUCCCCCGCCGGCCGCCGCCCCCGCCGCGCCCCCCGCCGCCCCCCACGCGCCCCGGAAGCCCUGGCCGCCCGCGGGCCCGCGCGCGCCGGCCGCCAAGCCCCCGGCUUCUUCUUUCCCUCCUCUCUCCUCAUCUUCAACGGUUACCUCAAGUUCAUGCAGCACCUCAGGGGUUCAGCCCUCGAUGCCAACAGACGACUAUUCGGAGGAGUCUGACACGGAUCUCAGCCAAAAGUCCGACGGACCCGCGAGCCCGGUGGAGGGUCCCAAAGACCCCAGCUGCCCCAAGGACAGUGGUCUGACCAGUGUAGGAACGGACACCUUCAGAUUGUAAGCUUUGAAGAUGAACAAUACAAAUGAAAUUUAAAUAAUAAAAAAAAAUAACAAACCAAUUUCAAAAAUAGACUAACUGCAAUUCCAAAGCUUCUAACCAAAAAAAAAAAAAAAAAGGAAAAAAAAGGAAAAAAAAAAGAAAAAAGCGUGGGUUGUUUUCCCAUAUACCUAUCUAUGCCGGUGAUUUGACAUACUUGUCUUUUUUUUUUUCUUUGAAUAUUAAAAGAAAGAAAGAAAGAAACAACACCCUUUAACCCUGUUACAUUGUGUCCUUUUGAAGGUACUAUCGGUCUGGGAAACAAGUCUGCAGGGCCUUCCUAAUGUCUUUUGGAGCUUAACCCCCUUGUAUAUUUGCCCCUUUUCAAUAAAUGCCCCACGUUGAUAGCACAGAGGAGCCCGGCAUGCACUGUAUGGGAAAGCAGUCCACCUCGUUACAGUUUUAAAUUUCUUGCUAUCUUAGCAUUCAGAUACCAAUGGCUUGCUAAAAGAAAAAAAAAAAAGAAAUGUAAUGUCUUUUUAUUCUCAGGUCAAUCGCUCACACUUUGUUCUGUUUUCAGAAUCAUUGUUUUAUAUAUAUUAUUUUUUCAGUUUUGGGUUUUUUUUUUUUUUGGUUCCAGAAAAGAAUUUUUGUUUUGUUUUGUUAAUUUAAAAAAAAAUGGGCAGAAAGUAUUUGAGAAAAACAAUGUGAACUGCUUUAGCUUUCUGGGGAUUUUAAGGAUAGCUUUUCUGCUGAAGCCAAUUUCAAGGGGAAAAGUUAAGCACUCCCAUUUUCAGAAAAAAAAAACCCACACACAAAGAGUGUUGAGGACUUGUAGCUUAAAAAAAUAAGUUUUAAAAACUGACUUUCUGUAUUUAUGAUAGAUAUGACCAUUUUUGGUGUUGAGUAGAUUGUUGCAUUGGAAAUGAACUGAAGCAGUAUGGUAGAUUUAAAAGGAAAAAAAAAACCUUUUGUGUACAUUUAGCUUUUUGUAUGGUCCAGCUGACAGCUCCUCAUUCGAUGUUGUCUUGUCCAUUCCUAGCAGAUAGAUUGCAAUCCGUUGAUUCUCCUAAGCAUUUCUCCCCCUUUCCCUUAAUUCCUCCCCCUUCCCAUCCUCUAAUCUCCCACUUAAGGUAGCCACCUUCAUUUCUUAGAGGGUAGCUGCAGAAUUAUUUUAUAAAGCUAAAGAAAGAAUUUCAAAGGGUUCUAGGGGUCAUUAGGAUCCUCACAGAUUAUUUUUUGGUUGGGGAGUUGAAACUUUUUAAAGGCAUAUAAUUCUAGUUACCUAUGUCUGUUAACCUUGUGCAUUUAGUUUUUAUUUAUCCUCCUGUUAGCAUAUUUUUGGUUCACCCUUUUCCUCCUUGUUUGGUAGAUGCUUCAAAUAUUCUUUCCUAAAUGAAAGCAUUUGUUUCAGUUUGUGUAAUUGGGCUGUGUGCUUUUCUUUUCUCAAAAAAAAAAAAGUUUUUGGUUAGGGGUUUGGUUUUUAGUUUUGUUUUCUCUCUCAGAAAAAGAAAUUUCAUGCUUUAAAUAAAAUCCAAAGACACACCCUUUCACUGCUGAAGCAGAAAAAAGGGAAAGGGUUCUUGUUACUUGAGAAUUUGUUUCUAAUUUAAACAAACAAGACUUAGUUUAAUGAAAGAGUAAAACAAAAGAUUCCCAGGUUGUUAUGUGCUUCUUCUGCAAGCAGAGGGGCAACUAUUAAUAAUGAUUCCAUAUACCAAAAGACACAUUUUUUACUUCAAAGUUUUGUCCUUGUGUUAGGCAGUCUGAGCGGCGAGUGAUCCAGAGUGCAGCCAACGAAGAAGCAGAUAGCAAUGUACAGAGAGCAAAAAUGAACCGUAUGUGAGGCACUUGUGUUUACCUUAAUAUCCAUAUUCCUGUAACACUUAACACAAUGCACCACACACCCUUUCUCAUCUUAAAACAACGGUUUGAACUUUGAAAGGAAAACUUUGUGCUGCUAACGUAGAUUUUUUUGGAGUCAAAUAGAUGCUUUGCUGUUUCACUUUCAUAGCCAAACAAACGUCAACAGAAACAAUCUCCCUUUGCCCCAAAGUGUGAAAUCCUUCUCCCCUUCAUUCUUUUCCUUAUGUUUCAAAAGGGAACUUUGAAGACUGUGAAUGCAGGUUCCAUCGGUCACCUUUCAGGCUUCUUUCCCCAGUGCUGAAGCCACUCAUCGACUUUGCAAAAAAGACUGGAGCAUUCCAAGAUCUGAAAAUGGAUUUCUUUUCUUUUCUUGUUCUUUUCUUUUUUCUUUUUUUUUUUUAGCCGGGACUAUUUUAUUUUUAUGAAUUUGUUUUUAGUUUAAUGAAAGAGUAGAUCCUGAACUGUUGUACAUAUUUCUAACUAGGCUGAUGCACAGUGCAAAUUCUUUAAAAAAAUUUUUUUUUAAGUAGAAAUACUAAAGAAUACCAUCUAACUAUUCAUACCAGUAUCCAGUUGUAGCAUAAGGUGUCAAAAACAAGUACGCAAACCAUUUGCUGUUUUAACAAGCUAUUCUUUUAAUAAGAAUUGUAUUUCUCCCUGUGUUUGAGAUGAACAUUUUAAAAUUUUAAAGUUGUACAGUUUUUGUUUUCCAUUAUUUUAUCUUGUUUGUAACUCUAUGAAAUAUAUAUAUAUAUAUUUUUGCCAUUUAACUGUUGUAUGUUACUCUGUGUCUGUAUCAUAUAAAAAAAGUUGUUUUGUUUUUGGUUCUCUGUGAUACCAAUUAACAAUUUAACACUAGCUUUACCUGUCAGAUUCUGCUAGGUCUUUUCUGAAAACUUUGUUUCUACAAAUGAUAUUGCUUGGUAAUAGUGCAAUUUCUCUCCCUUAACCUCCCCUCUCAACUUUAAGUUCACUUGUAAUUCUGCCACCCCUUCCCCAAUGAAUUUUUUUUCCUCUUUUUUUUUUUUUUUGAGCUACUAUGCCAUCCUCCCUCUGCAAGGCAGAGUGACUGUCAGUGUUCAUUUCCCUAUGCCAUGCCUUGACCUGUGGGUAUAUUUGGCAACAGCAAGGUGGUUGGGUAGAUUGGUAAAGUAUGCUCUCACCCACCAGUGUUCCUCAGCAGGUUAUGUGAUUGUUUCAGCCUGGAGCGGGUUGUACAUUUAAUGCCCUUCUCUACAACUGUACCACUCCCAUCUAAAUGCGAAAAAAAAAAAAAAAAAAAGGAAA
Sorex fumeus (smoky shrew) is the source of this 14669-nucleotide messenger RNA. It is a transcript of the gene ZFHX3, whose product is annotated as zinc finger homeobox 3. NCBI's taxonomy places the organism in Eukaryota, Metazoa, Chordata, Mammalia, Eulipotyphla, Soricidae. Gene Ontology annotation, molecular function: DNA-binding transcription factor activity, RNA polymerase II-specific; zinc ion binding; RNA polymerase II cis-regulatory region sequence-specific DNA binding. Gene Ontology annotation, cellular component: nucleus. The record is from RefSeq and is a predicted model, not a curated record. Gene Ontology annotation, biological process: regulation of transcription by RNA polymerase II; regulation of neuron differentiation; brain development.